Messenger RNA from Scylla paramamosain (green mud crab), 4658 nucleotides. Its product is annotated as ELMO domain-containing protein 2-like. The transcript has 7 exons. Gene Ontology annotation, molecular function: GTPase activator activity. The record is from RefSeq and is a predicted model, not a curated record. The coding region runs from base 318 to 1265 and encodes 315 amino acids. Lineage: Eukaryota; Metazoa; Arthropoda; Malacostraca; Decapoda; Portunidae.
GUUAGCCAGUAAUGUAGAGUGACAGGAGGAGAAACAGACGAGGGUGAGAGAAGAGCGGCGGGAAUUACAGCACAACAAAGGCACUGCGGCGAAACAAACCCAUGAGCAGGGGAGGAGAGGGAGAGAGUGAGCAGAGGAGGAGGAUCUGAGAGGCGGGGUAUCUGAAAAAGAAGAAGCGGAGGAGAGAAGAGUAGCGUGGAGGGAAGAAGGUGACGUUAUCGUGAAGGAGUUGAAGAAAGUACUGUACCCUUCCUCCCCCUCUGCUUACUGUAGUGGGUGAAGGGAGCGCCGCUCCCUGCCCUUUCCGCUUCCCCGAAAUGCUAAGGCUUUCCCUGAGGAUGUUCGGGCUGGUGUGGGUGACAGUGUACUGGUGGGUGCGGCCGAUGGUGAAGUGGCUGCUGCGGCGCACCACGGGGCUGUGUGAGCUGCAGCGCGUGUGUUAUGGCGAGCAGAGAGGAGCACAACGCACACAGGGAGUAGAGUUCUCCCUGGAGCACAGUCGCACCCCAGAGAUCCAGAAGUGCAUGAAAUACAUCGACGGCAAGUGUCAGGAGCGCACGCUGAACCAGGAGUUGAUCUACUAUGUGGUGUUUGCCAUCGUCAAGAUUAAGAAGAUCAACACACAGGCACAUAAAGGGUUCUCCGACGUGCUGGGGCAGUGCCUGACGCAGAUCUGGGGGUUCCGGCAGCUAUCAGCAGAGGUGGAGGCCAAGAGGAGGGAGAUGUAUGAUCCAGCCAACCCGCAGCACGAGGAAAAGCUCAAGGCAUUGUGGGAACUCAUGAUGCCAGACACACAGCUUGAGGCUCGAGUUACCAAGCAGUGGCAAAUGAUUGGCUUUCAAGGAGACGACCCACAGACUGACUUCAGAGGAAUGGGUGUGCUGGGCCUAGAGAACCUGCUGUUCUUCGCGGAGCACCACACCAGCGCGGCACGACACGUCCUGGCCAGGUCGCUGCAUCCUACCUGGGGGUAUUCCUUUGCCAUCGUGGGCAUCAACAUCACCCACCUUGCCUACAGCCUCCUACAGUCGGGCGCCGCCAAGACUCACUUCUACAACGCCUCCAAGCGGUUCCUGGAGCUGCGAGCAUUCCACCAAUUCUACUGCCACCUCUUCUUUUCCUUCGACGAGAUGUGGCGCCAGGAGAAGCCAAAGGACAUCAUGGAGUUCUCUCGCAUCAGGGACAAGUUUGAGGCGCAGGUUAAGCUGAAACUGAAGAACCCCUUGGCGUUUUUCAAGUGCAAUUUUGUGUUGGAGAAUGUAUAGUGUGUGUGUGUGUGUGUGUGUGUGUGUGUGUGUGUGUGUGUGUGUGUGUGUGUGUGUGUGUGUGUGUGUGUGUGUGUGUGUUUUUCUGUUUGUGUGUGUGAGUGGGGAGAUUUUGCAGAAAUGUUAGGGAGGAAGGAAGGUAGGAAGGAAGGGAGAGAUAUUGCAGUUCAGUUCUUAUUUAGUGUUUUCAAGUCAGUCUCAUCUCAAAUUGGUCAUCAGGCAUCUCUAUCUAUCUCUAUACCAGGCUGGCAAUCCCACAUGGGGCAGCCCAGACAAGGCACUACACAUGCACACACUCACACACACAUCAUUCUCAGGUAUCUCUUUGUCUGUUUGUCUCUCUACCAGGCCAGCAGUCCCACACAGGGCAGCCCAGACAAGGCACCACACACUCACACACUCACUCACACAUUAUUUUCAGGUACCUGUUUAUCUGUAUGUCUCUCUACCAGGCCAGCAAUCCCACACAGGGUGGCUCAGACAAGGCACAACACACACACACACACUCACACAUCAUUCUCAGGUAUCUCUUUGUCUGUUUGUCUCUCUACCAGGCCAGCUGUCCCACACGGGGCAGCCCAGACAAGGCACCACACACACACACAUCAUUCUCAGAUACCUGUUUAUUUGUUUGUCUCUCUACCAGGCCAGCAAUCCCACACAGGGUGGCGCAGACAAGGCACCACAUACUCACUAACACUUUUAGCCCCAUCAGCCCUCAGUGGAAAGGAACAGUCUUGUGACCUGCUGUACAAAAUUGUGUUGAUCUGUUUGCCUCUUCCUCUUAUUCUUUUCUCUUAUUCUCUCAUUAUGCUUUGUUUCAUUGUUGUUUUAAUCAUCUUUUUGUUUGUCCUGUUCUUGUAGUGGUGAUAUUCACAGUGAUGGGAUGAUGAUGAGGAUGGUGAAGAUGGUGAUAAUGUUAGUGAUGGGAAUGAUGAUAAUGAAGAUAGUGAUAGGACUAAUAUGAUGGUGAUAAUGACAACAGUGAUAAAGAUAAUAAAAAAAUUUAAAAAUUUACCAGUAGAGAGGAAAGAUGAUGGUGAUUGAGUGAGUGAGUGAUGGUGAUGGUGAUGGUGAUGGUGAUAGUGACAGUGGCAACAAGAAUGGUAAUGAUGCAUUGAAAGACAGAGAGGAAAGAGGACUAGGUGUGGAGUUUGAGAGAGUAAAUGAGUAAGAGUGAGUGAAUGAGAGAGAGCAGUGGCAAUUUGAGUGAGUGAGUGAGAGACAGCAGUGACAGUUUGAGUGAGUGAGUGUGUGCAGGUAGCAGUGACAGGAAGGAAGUGUGGUGACUCUUGCCAGUGGGAAAACUGAAGAAGACUUAUAGUGAGAAGGAUGAAGGUCAGGAAAGAGAUUGUCUGUCUAUUUAUCUAAGGACAGUAUUCUGAAACACUUCUGUGCUGCAUCUCCACCACUUUCAAAAGGCUGUCUUUGAAUUGACUUGGGUUUUUAAGGGUGUUUUUACAGUUCUGUUGACAGAUUGACAAGAUAUCUACAUUAUCAACAAGAGAAACACUCUUGAGAACCGUGCUGAUUGUCUCUAUAGCCUAUGAAAAUAGUCAUAGGGAAGUUACAUGGGUUUUUAAGGGUUUUUUUACAGUUUUAAUGACAGAUUAGGAAGAUUUUUACAUUAUCAACAGGACAAACACUCUUUAGAACCCAGCUGAUCAUCUCUGUGGCCCUUGAAAAGUCAUUGUGAGAGAGCAAAGUAUUUCAGAAUAUAGGCCUAUACACCAGGCCAGCAAUCCCACACAAGCUGCCCCAGACAAACCACUACACACACACACACACACACACACACACACACACACACACACACACACACACACACACACACACACACAGCAUUCACACUCAGCCCCAUCAAGUAGACAACAGAGAUUGCCUACCAUUAAAAAAAGAUCGGUUGAUAACCCGUCCAACCGCACAAGGGAAAAUUAGAAUAUAAAUGAAGGGAGGAGGAGGAAUAACAAAACACCAAUAAAUACCUUAGACUGAUGUUGUGAGGUUGUGAUGAAGUUGAUAAAAAGAAAGAAUAUCCAAUGUGAGAGAAGAGAAAUGUGUUAAAUGAUGUGGCUUUUAUUUAAAAUUGUAAUAAGCUUAGCACAUAUACCAGUCUGUCUCUCUCCCCCCCUCCCUCCCUCCCUCCCUGCCCUGAUUAAUGUGUGUGUGUGUGUGUGUGUGUGUGUGUGUGUGUGUGUGUGUGUGUGUGUACAGAAAUAGGGUUGUGAUAAGGUCUAGUAUUAUAAUGAAUAUGUUUCUUUGUGUGUAAUUUUUUAUCAUAACCUUGGCAUUAUUUUUUUCAAUUCUUAGGUUAAUGUGUGAUUUAUUUGUGGCAUUAUUUUUGUUGUUGUUGUUGUUAUUAUUAUUAUUAUUAUUAUUAUUAUUAUUAUUAUUAUUAUUAUUAUUAUUAUUAUUAUUAUUAUUAUUUUGUACUUUGGUAUUAAUGAAAUUACAUAAACAUUGUCUCAUUAACUCCUCUCCUCUCACUGACUGUCUUCAGCCUCUCUCUCUCUCUCUCUCUCUCUCUCUCUCUCUCUCUCUCUCUCUCUCUCUCUCUCUCUCUCUCUCUCUCUCUCUCUCUCUCUCUCUCUCUCUCUCUCUCUCUCUCUCUCUCUCUCUCUCUCUCUCUCUCUCUCUCUCUCUCUCUCUCUCUCUCUCUCUCUCUCUCUCUCUCUCUCUCUCUCUCUCUCUCUCUCUUCAUCAGUGGCAGCUCAUGGUAAAAAAAGAUUGGGGGGGGGCUGCAGAAUAAUUUCAAAUUCUAAUACUAAUGAGGCCGUGCUGUAGGCAGUUUUAUUUGAAUCAGAAAUGUUACAUUUCAUACCUCAUAGGCUCAUAAUUUAAAAUUAAUGUGUUGCCAAAGCUAUGAGGAACACUUAUCAAGUUAUUAAGUAGAAUAUGUUGUAUUGAAGCAACCAGGACACUGAAACUAAGCUUUGGUUGUCACGUAGGGUGCUAAAACUGGCUAGUACUCAUGAAUCACGGACAUGAUGCACUAUUUGUUUAACUAACACAGAGGGAGAAUGACACUCACCGCUCAGGGUGCCACGCAGGGCUGAACUGACUCCAGCCGUGCUACAGCCCGGCUGGCUGCUCUCGGGCAGGUUGGCGCUGCGCCAGUCCUGGAAGAAGUGUUUUACUUUGUAAUCAACUUAUCAAAUCUGCUAGUAUUUUGUGUUAGAAAAUUAUAGAAAAAAAUGAAAAAAAUACUGAAUGAAUAUAAAAGUUUAAUAUUAUUUAUUUGUAUAAAAUUAAUUAUAUGAAUGAAUCACUCAUCUGCCUGGCAAGGCUGAGACAGGGAGGUCUGCAGCCCACCAGCCCUUAUGGACCAGCCACCCCUGGUCUUCAGCCUCUCUCUCAUUGCUGCAAUGUUGCAUCUCUUGCUAUUUUCUACCA